GAUCUGUUCCACACAACCUCCCCAACUCCAGUGUGUCAGUCCUGCUUCUCUCUGUCACUCACCAGCCCCUGUGUCCUGCAGCCAGUCCUGUUUCUCUCCUGUGAUGACAGCCCCCCCACCUCCUCUUGCAGCCCCAGCUUCAUUCCUGGUGCCAGAAGGUCCACAAUGCCUUGCUGCCCCCCACCCAGGGGCUGUGAGGUGCCAGUUACCCUCAUCUUGCUGAUUCUUUAUUUCUGCUACCUCCUGCUGGGGGCCACAAUCUUCUGGGCUCUGGAGAGUAAGGCGGAGGUGGACCUGUCCCUCAGCUUCCAGCAGGAGAAGUGGCAGCUCCUGAAGAACCACACCUGCAUGGACAAUGAGACCCUGGAGCAGCUGAUCAGGGGCAUCAUCACAGCUUACAAAAAUGGGGUCAGCAUCCAGGCCAACGAUACCAGCCUGGAGACCUGGAGUUUCGCGGGUUCUUUCUUCUUCUCUGUGACGGCCAUAACAACAAUCGGCUACGGGAAUAUUAGCCCAACCACCGUAGGCGGCCGGGUCUUCUGCGUCUUCUUCGCCCUGUUUGGGAUUCCGCUGAAUCUCAUCCUGUUGAAUCGGAUCGGCCAGAGGAUGCUCACCGCUGUUCACCGGUGCGGAGAAUUAUUUGGAAGAAAAGUUCGCCGGCAGAAAAUCACCAAGAUGUCGACAAAUUUCUGUGCCGUUGUGAUCGGUUUGCUGCUGUUUUUCCUGCUUCCUCCAAUACUCUUCGGGGCCAUUGAGGGCUGGACGUACGAGGAAGGUUUCUACUACUCUUUUAUUACCCUCAGCACAAUAGGCUUCGGAGACUAUGUCAUUGGUAGAGUACCUGACAAGACUUACCCCGGCUGGUACAGGAACGUGGUGUCGGUUUGGAUCCUCCUGGGCAUGGCGUGGCUGGCACUGAUCAUUAAUCUGUGUAUAAACCUACUGGAGAACCACAGCGAGGUAUUCCGGUGUCCCAGGGAGAAGGCCGAGAUGGAGAAGGCCGACCGCGAACUCAUAGACGUUUCCCACGACGAGAACGGUCAGCCCGUCCUUAAAGGCAAGGAAGACGCGGAGGACACAGACUCAUCCGGCACCAAUGAUACCAAGUCCGAGGCCUCAGAAUGAAGAACUUGCCCCAAAAAGAGUCUCUGGAGCGUGAGAGGGAGCUCAAUGAGAUAGACUGCGCAUACACGAUGUCUUCUGUCAACCAGAUCUCAAGAACAAAAA
Molecule: messenger RNA, 1227 nt
Organism: Spea bombifrons (plains spadefoot toad)
Lineage: Eukaryota; Metazoa; Chordata; Amphibia; Anura; Pelobatidae
Gene: KCNK17
Product: potassium two pore domain channel subfamily K member 17
Exons: 5
Coding region: 166-1125 (319 amino acids)
Biological process (GO): stabilization of membrane potential; potassium ion transmembrane transport
Cellular component (GO): membrane
Molecular function (GO): potassium ion leak channel activity
Source: RefSeq, a predicted model, not a curated record